This is a messenger RNA of Ramularia collo-cygni, 600 nucleotides long. RefSeq lists its product as uncharacterized. The coding region runs from base 1 to 600 and encodes 199 amino acids. The record is from RefSeq and is a predicted model, not a curated record. Lineage: Eukaryota; Fungi; Ascomycota; Dothideomycetes; Mycosphaerellales; Mycosphaerellaceae. The transcript has a single exon.
AUGGCACCCUCGACGCGUCAAGACUCGGCCCUCGCAAAGAAGAUCGCAACACUACAAUUGCGUCUCGCACCUCUCGUUCCUCUCCCCUCAGGCCCACCUCAUCCAGCCUUCCCCAAAACUCUCAUGGCCUUCCACCUCCUCACCGAGGACGAACUCGACAGCAUCGCACACUACUACCAUCAAAGCACACCCGGGCAAUGGACAUACCACUACCCAGCAACCAUGAACUGGGACAAAGAACACCUCGCCAAACCCGAGAAUCUCCCCACUCCUCCUCCAUCUCGCCACAGCAGAAAACUAAGCCAGGAAGAGAGCAUCUGGUUGGAAGAUUUGAUGAAWACUGUCGAGGACUUGCAGACUCCAGUUCUACCUUCUCAAAAUGGCGAGAGUACGAAUGCGUAUCGUGGACUGAGCGACAAAGAGCGUAUCAGGAUCAAGAGGAGGAAAGUGGGCAAAUUCAUUGGACUCGUGGGUAUGGAGACGCCUGUGGAAGAAAUUGCAGGGAGAAUUCAAGCCAGUCUCGAUCGUGCUGUUGAGAGAAGUAGAGAGGAGUUUCGAAGGAACGAAGAGGUGAUGCUUCGGAGGAGAAAAAUGGCGUAA